This is a messenger RNA of Hymenoscyphus albidus, 2690 nucleotides long. NCBI's taxonomy places the organism in Eukaryota, Fungi, Ascomycota, Leotiomycetes, Helotiales, Helotiaceae. The record is from the annotation of a GenBank genome assembly.
UCUGCAAUUACCUAAAACCUAAGCCGACCUCAAUUGAGAACCGGAACGAGCAAAACAAGUACCUCACGAAAACGUCAACAUGUCUAAGUUAUUACAUCCCACCAACAAUGGCGAACGGUAUGAAUUGACCAAUCCGACGGCCAUGCCCAAAGCAGAUGGCUUUCUGUGGAACCAGAGCAUGAUGAUACAAGUUACUUGUCGCGGUUACGCCACCUCCCAAUACAUGCAGCCCGAGCCAGCCAAGUACGCCCACGCACCCAACCUAGAAGCAAAGACCUUUAUGCAGCCUGAGAAGAACUACUACGCACACCACCCGGGUCGAUUUGUUUACAUCAAGGAUGAGGAGACAGGUCAGCUGUUCUCUGCCCCCUACGAACCAGUACGCAAGCCGGUGGACCGAUUUGUUUUCUCGGUAGGAAAGAGCGACAUUGCCUGGACAGUGGAAAACUUGGGAAUUCGGGUUGAGAUGACCUUGAGCCUCCCUACACAUGAUGUAGCGGAAUUAUGGACUAUCAAGGUAACCAACGUCUCCGGUCAUCUGAGAAAGAUUAGCGUGUAUCCGUACUUUCCAAUCGGGAUCAUGUCGUGGAUGAAUCAGUCGGCCGAGUUUCGCGAGGAUCUGGGGGGUGUGGUAGCUAGCAGCGUCACUCCGUAUCAAAAAGCAGAAGAUUACUUUAAGAAUAAGUUCUUUAAGGAUAAAACAUACUUCAUGUGCGAAACUUCGCCAGAUUCUUGGGAGACCAUGCAGCAAGCUUUCGAAGGAGAAGGCGGGUUACACAACCCUUCCUCGUUAUUGGAAUCCGAAUUGGGACGAGGGGACGCGCGAUAUGAAACCGCAAUAGCCGCGGUACAGUAUCGCAACACAUUAGAAGCAGAUGAAGCGCGCGAGUAUCGCUUCUUGUUCGGCCCUGCCUUUGAUAACGCAGAAAUACGCGCCAUGUGUAGCAAGUACUUAAGCAAAAAGGGGUUUGCCGAAGCCGCACGCGACUACGCGGGGUAUAUCAGUAAGGGGCGUGGAUGCCUUCAAAUCACCACACCUGAUAAGGAUUUGGACAACUUUGUCAACCACUGGAUGCCACGACAGGUGUAUUAUCAUGGCGAUGUGAAUCGACUGACCACCGAUCCGCAAACUCGGAACUAUCUGCAAGAUAACAUGGGAAUGAGCUAUCUCAAGCCCGCGGUAACUCGCGCAGCGCUUCUCACUGCUCUCUCGCAACAGGAGGCCAAUGGAUCUAUGCCAGACGGGAUUCUGUUAUCAGAAGGUGCAGAAUUGAAAUACAUCAACCAGAUACCCCACACUGAUCAUUGCGUGUGGUUACCUGUGACCCUAGACGUAUAUCUAGCCGAGACGGCCGACUAUGGGUUGCUGAAGCAGUCUAUUCAAAUCUCGAAUGGCAAAACCUAUACCGUCUUCCAGUGUUUUUCUCGUGCCAUGGACUGGCUUCUUUCAUCUCGCGAUGAUCGGGGUCUAAGUUACAUUGCGCAAGGGGAUUGGUGCGAUCCCAUGAAUAUGGUGGGGGUAAGACUUUCUCUAGCAACUAUGUCAAUAUUACAGUGCUAAUCUCCUACAGUACAAAGGUAGGGGUGUUUCUGGCUGGUUAACGUUGGCUACCGGAUAUGCGCUAAAUUUAUGGGCAAAUGUCUGUGAGCAUAUAGGUGAUGCUGAAACAGCAGCUCACUACCGGUCCGAAGUCCUUGAAGUAAAUGCAGCUGCCAAUGAAUACUUUUGGGAUGGCGAUUGGUUUGCGAGAGGCAUAACCGAUGACGGCGUGAUUUUUGGUACCAAAAAGGAUGUCGAGGGUCGAAUCUGGCUCAAUCCGCAGUCAUGGUCGAUUAUGAGCGGCGCAGCAACCGAGCAACAACGAGUGAAAAUGAUAUCGGAGAUUGAAAAACAAUUGGACGCGCCAUACGGAGUUGCCAUGUUUGGGCCGCCAUAUAGCAAGAUGCGUGAAGACAUUGGACGAGUGACCCAGAAAUAUCCAGGGUCGGGAGAAAAUGCAUCCUUGUACAAUCAUGCAGCUGUUUUCUAUGUCUUUAGCUUGUACAGUAUUGGGGAGAGUGACAGGGCAUAUGAGAUAUUGCGAAAGAUGCUGCCUGGACCAUCCGAGGAGGACUAUCGCCAGCGCGGUCAGCUACCCGUCUAUAUUCCAAACUAUUACCGCGGUGCAUGGCGCGAAUAUCCUCGUACUGCAGGGCGCUCGAGUCAAUUGUUUAAUACAGGCACCAUGCCAUGGGUCUACCGCUGCUUUGUUGAGGGGCUCUGUGGACUUCAUGGAGACGACCAGGGCCUUCGAAUCCGGCCACAACUCCCUUCGGCGUGGGAUGGUAUCAAAGUCACUCGACUCUUCCGUGGUGCUAUAUUCAAAGUAGAUAUCCGUCGAACGGAUGUGAAAGAAGUGACUGUCAAGCAGGACGGCAAACUCCUUUCCGAGCCCCGAAUAACAUGUAUCAAGUCAGGCACCGAGUACAAAUUGUCGGUAGCGGUACCAAAGAUAAAACAAUUGAAUGGAGGUCAUAAUUUUGCUUCAUAUUGCAAUGGUUUGCGGAAUUAGAUGAUGGUUGGAAGCCCGAUAAAGGAGGCCAUGAAAAGCAUCAGAUGAGAAGUUCGUUGGUCUUGUUUCAGUCAAAAAGAUGAGCCUUCUGGAGACGAUGGAGAUUUCAUGUUCAACCAUGAGAAUAGAUGCGUCUUG